This is a messenger RNA of Sinocyclocheilus anshuiensis, 1308 nucleotides long. RefSeq names its product coiled-coil domain-containing protein 158-like. The record is from RefSeq and is a predicted model, not a curated record. Bases 1 to 1308 code for a protein of 435 amino acids. NCBI's taxonomy places the organism in Eukaryota, Metazoa, Chordata, Actinopteri, Cypriniformes, Cyprinidae. The transcript is spliced from 11 exons.
AUGAAGAUGCCUACCAAACAAAGUAGCAAAGUUGCUUAUCCUACAAAAUGGGAGAGAAGUCAUCUGCAGGCAUUGUUGAAGCAGCAUGAAGUGCAGCAGGUCCAUGUCCAGCUGGAAGAGGCUCAAGGACUGCUGAAGGUCAUGACGACAGAGGCAGAUGACCAGAUGAUGAGCGCAGAACUGGAAAAUGUCCUGCAUAUUGUCCCAAAUCACAGCUGCACUGUGGACACGCAACAGUAUUUGACUAACCAGAUCGAGCAGCUCAUAGGGGAGAAUCAGCAACUGAAAUCUGCAUUGAGACAGGCAGAGCUCAGACUCAGCAUAAUGGAAGGAGAGAAGGCCUGUCAGCAUGCUGUGCUCUCAGAAAAGAUCUGCAAUGUUGAUCAGCUUAGUUUAGAGAAACAGCAGAUGACCGCUGAGCUGGGAGUGCGGUGUAUGCAGCUUACCCAGCUGAAAGAGGGACAGAAAGCUUUGAAAGAGCUUCUUGGCAGUAAGAUCUGUGAGCUGGAACGAGAGAACCUGAAACUCAAGACCCAGCUGAGGACUGUACGGGCUGAGCUGGACCAGGCCAACAGUUCCUUGAGAGCACUGAAGGAAGCUGAUGGGCAUGGUCUUAAGAUUGCUCUGGGAAUGCAGAAACAGAUCACUGCUAAAAGGGAGCAGACUGAUUUCCUGCAAAGCCGAAUUCAGCUGCUGGAGGAGAACGCAGAGAAGCUCAAGAUGGAGAAGCACCGUCAGGCAUUACUGGUUAUGACGCAGACACAAGAGCUGUUGUCAGAGAGGGAGAGCAGGAGAAGACUGGAGUCUGAAGUGGAGGCUCUGUGCUCACAAGAGCGAGAGCUCAAAUACAAAGCUGAGAAACUGGAAGCAGCUUUAUACAAGAUGUCUGACAGUUUUGCUGAAUGCCAAGAAUUUAUUCAGAAGCAGGAGCAGGAGCUAAUGAGACUGAAACUGCAGCAUGCAUUAGAUAUAAAGGAAUUGCUAAGCCAGAACUUGCGUAACAUCUCCAGAUCUCUAGUCAGCAUACAGACUCCUCUUCCCCUCGCUCAGCUUAACGUUAAUGGCCUAAUGGAGAUGAGAGUCUCUGACCCCCUUGUGGAGCUGAAGAGUUUUGUAAGAGAGCUGCGUGGUGGGAUUGCAGAAGAGCAAGGACCACACACUACCUUGAGCUUCAGGAGGAGACCUAAGGAAGACCACAAAUCUAGACUACCGACAGAAACUAGAGGUGCCAAAAGUACCACAAGGUCAAUUGGGAGAAUAACCAGUUACAGGAUGCAGGUCUCCUGUGCACCUUCUCCUCACUACUGA